AUGUGCAGGGAGGAGGAGGGAGAUGGGGAGAGAGAAGAACGCUCCCCUCACCGGCCCAUUCUCCAGGCUGGUCUCCCGGCCAACACCACUGUGCAUGUGGGAGAGGAUGCCCGCUUUGUCUGCAAGGUCUACAGCGACGCCCAGCCUCACAUCCAGUGGCUGAAACACAUCACUCAGAACGGCAGUCGCUAUGGCCCAGAUGGACACCCCUAUGUCCGUGUGCUAAAGCGUUCAGGUAUUAACAGCUCGGACGUGGAGGUGCUCACCCUCACCAACGUGACCGAGGACGAUGCCGGAGAGUAUAUCUGUAAAGUCUCCAAUUAUAUAGGCGAGGCCAACCAGUCGGGCUGGCUGACUGUCAUCCCAGCCCUCGAGAAAACCCCAGGGCCCUUCUCCCCAGACUACGUGGAGAUCGCUAUAUACUGCGCUGGCGUCUUCCUCAUUGCCUGCAUGGUGGGCAUCGUGGUGGUGUGCCGCAUGAGGAACACGGCAAAGAAACCAGACUUUGGCGGCCAACCGGCUGUGCACAAACUGAGCAAGCAGAUCCCUCUGCGCCGCCAGGUAACAGUGUCGGCAGACUCGAGCUCUUCCAUGAACUCUAGUACGCCGCUGGUACGCAUCACGACACGGCGGAGCUCGGCGCACGACGAACCGAUUCCUGAGUACGACCUUCCUGAGGAUCCACGCUGGGAGUUUGCCCGAGACAGGUUGACCCUGGGCAAACCCCUCGGUGAAGGCUGCUUCGGCCAAGUUGUAAUGGCAGAGGCCCUGGGCAUCGAUAAGGACAAACCUAAGGAAGCCGUGACUGUCGCUGUUAAGAUGCUGAAAGAUGACGCCACUGAGAAAGACCUGUCUGACCUGGUGUCAGAGAUGGAGAUGAUGAAGAUGAUCGGCAAACACAAGAACAUCAUUAAUCUUUUGGGGGCCUGUACACAAGAAGGCCCUCUCUAUGUGAUAGUGGAGUACGCCUCCAAAGGCAACCUCAGGGAGUACCUCCGAGCCCGUCGGCCCCCUGGCAUGGAAUACUCCUACGACAUUGCCCGCGUCUCAGAUGAACAGCUCACUUUCAAAGACCUGGUCUCCUGCACGUACCAGGUGGCACGGGGCAUGGAGUACCUAGCAUCGCAGAAGUGUAUACACAGAGACCUGGCAGCCAGGAAUGUCCUGGUCACAGAGAGCAACGUCAUGAAGAUUGCUGACUUUGGCCUGGCCAGGGACGUCCACAACAUCGACUACUAUAAAAAGACGACCAAUGGUCGACUUCCGGUAAAAUGGAUGGCUCCAGAGGCGCUGUUUGACCGGGUCUACACACACCAGAGUGACGUCUGGUCAUUUGGGGUGCUGAUGUGGGAGAUCUUCACCCUUGGGGGCUCGCCCUACCCUGGCAUUCCCGUCGAAGAGCUCUUCAAGUUGCUCAAAGAGGGCCAUCGCAUGGACAAGCCUGGCAACUGCACCAACGAGCUGUACAUGAUGAUGAAAGACUGCUGGCAUGCCAUCUCCUCCCAGAGACCCACUUUCAAGCAGCUAGUAGAGGAUCUGGAUCGCAUCCUCACCCUCAACACCAACGAGGAGUAUCUGGACCUGUGCGCCCCCACAGAGCAGUAUUCCCCCAGCUUUCCCGACACUCGCAGCUCCUGCUCCUCCAGUGAUGACUCUGUGUUUUCCCACGACCCGUUACCGGACGAGCCCUGCCUCCCCAAGUACCAGCACAUCAACGGAAACGUCAAAACAUGAGCCCCACCCCCAAAAAACACUCUACCCCAAAACACCCCAAAACACACACAGCACAGACCCCUUCUCUGACAUGCACCCAACCUCCUGCCCCCCCAUCACCCCCUCUGGCUCCCAGUGGACUGAAGGAGAACCCAGACGGGACUGGGCCGGUGGCAGCGCUGCUGUCACAGACUCACACUGCCAUGUGCACACACCAGACAUUACACACUACACACAUGGCAUGCUCACACGUGGUCUUAAAGGAGAGGACAGGGACCCUGCAGAAGCUGGUUGUUUUUUACUGACUGAAUGAACUGACCUUAGCCGGGGACCCUCCUCCUCCUCCUCUUCCUCCUCCCCCUUCAUGUAAAUACACAGACUUUUCAUUUUGGUUCUCAUGUUUGUAACCAGAGAGGCAUUAACUUGUUUGGUGAUCCCAUUCCAGUGGCUGGCAUUCCAAGACUGUUGUUUGCUCCUGGAGGAAUGUACAUGGAUCGACGUGAACUUAAAACAAGGGACAAGAGGAGGAAGACGAAAUAGGAAAAAGGACUGAGAGACAGAGCUCCGACUAACAAAACAGAGGAGUAGGAGGAGAGCACAUAUAGAAACUGCUCUCCUGUUUAUUUUGUAAUAUUGAUGCAUUUUUUUUCACUUCUCUUGAUAAACCUUCCCAAUUAUUCUGGAGAAAAAUAAAUACACAGUAUAAUGUAUAGUGCUGGGUAUAUUUGUAAAUAUAUUCAAAUAUGUAUAAAUAUAUAUUAUAUAUUUACAAUGAAUUAUUUUUUGUAUGGACUCUGAAAUAACCCAAUCCCUUCCUACCUUAACAUUGUGUUUGAGGCAGGAACGCUAACAGGUUACGUGUACGAUACUUCUCUUCACACACACACACACACACACACACACACGCACACACGCGAAUACACACUUUAAUUUACACAAACACCUGUCUUACUUUCACUCAGUAACACAGUUGAGUAUUGGCUUUCAGGGACUGAGGUAGCAUGUUAAUUUAUUGACUUAUGUGUUUUUGAAAUGAUUCAAAAGAAAAAAAAGUUUUGGAAAAAAGAACAAAAACAAUGUGGCAGAAAUGAUGACAUUAAUGAUGCUGACAAUACAUAAAUAAAUAAUACAUUAAAUUUAUGGUAAUUUAAAAUGAUCUUUCAACAGUAACAGAGGAGAAUGCUAUUUUUAGUAGGUUUGAAAGAUCCAGGUUUUGUAAGUUUAUAUAUGAAUGUGAAUUUUAAGUUAAAUUUUUAAAAAAGUGUACAUUUUAUAGUCAGCUAAUCCCUUUUUUUCUUAUGUAGAUGUUGAUACACUUUCUAUCCAGGCAUUUUACUCUUUCUUAGCUUUUGCUUUAGGAAAGAAGGUUGAUUUCUGGAUAUUUAUGUACGGUUAAAAAGGAAAAAAAAGAUUUUUGGGAAAAACCUACAAGCAAUCCGCUCCCUCAUUUAGACUUAAACAUAGACUACAAAUUCACUUGACAGAAUUGAAAGCUGAAAAACAAAGUAUUAAAUCAUUCAAGUGUUUGUUGUUUUUUUUUUCUACUGGACCAACUUUAAGAUGUUUUUUUGCAAGUGUUUAUGGCACAUUUGCAAAAUAAAUGAUGGAAAAACAUAUUCUUGUUCUCAUCCCUGACUGUUGGAAGUAUCGAGUGCCAUUUGGCAGCGAAGAGGCAGAGAAUUUGUUUUAUUGUUAUGAGUUGAAAGAAUGUGUUAUCAAACUGCACUUUCCUCUGCAGCUCAAUUUCUUUUUCUCUGUAUUUGAUAUGGGCAGAUAUGAUUUAGCUGUCGUUACUGAGUAUUUAACUUGUUUCUAUGCUUUUAUUGUUUACUUACCAUGCAAGAAGAAACAUUCUCCACCAUAUCUGCAAUUAUUCAGAGAAAUGAAUAUGCAGGGCCUCAGUAAGAUGGCAGGACAGAGCCAGUUUCUCUAAUUUUCUAAAAGGAGUGUUGUCGUUUUACAUUAAAACUACUCCAGCUGCCCUGAUAGAUCGAGUCUUCAUACAGAACUGCUGAGCUCACUACAAACACAGUGAAUGUGAUCGAGUUAAGAUCCUAACUUUGUGCCAGUGGUCAAAGCAAUUUUGUUAAUGAACGGGGACCUCAUCAUUUUAGUGAUAGUGUGUCUGUGUGUCCCGAGUUGUCCGACCCUGAUCAGACAAAGAGUCGUUGUCCGUCUCCUGGUAGACUAAGAGGUGCUCUGAUUAGCUGAUUGAUUUCCCUAUUUUCUCUUAUCACAACAGACUUAAUUCAACAGAGUGACUAGUUGAUUUAUCUGAUUUGAUGUAAGUGAAUCAAAGUUGAUCUAUUAGCACGUGUGAUAUACAGUGGCGGCCGUGGAUGUGGUUGUAUUUAGUAAUGGCGUUACAUCUUGCGAUGAUGAUACGGCUACAUGUAGGUCAUGACAUCAGAGGGAGAGUGUUUGAAGCAUUGGACACCUCAACAUUUUGACGUAAUGAUGUUUCUUGAUGAAAAGUUAAUCAGAGUUACUACAGUCCUGUGGGGGACAUGAAUGUCUGGAGCACAUUGCUGGAUCAUCUUACUAAGAUCAGUACUCUCUCUAGAAGUAGCAUGACUAAAAACAAAUUGUUGGAUGGGUAAUGAUUGCGUAGUAGUCUGAAACAAACAUUUUUAUCUAGAAUGUGUUGCUGUACAUUCAGCCCAGUAAAAGGGAAGUAACAACAUGAAUUCUGGACGGGCUGGGCAAUAAAACAACAUCAACAAUUAACACAAAUCGCAAUAUUACUAAAUAUAUUCAUAUAUACAUAAUUGAUCCACCUUAGAUUUGCAAAAUAUUGUAAAGUGUUUGUUAUUCUCUGACAAUAAAGACCAGU
Paralichthys olivaceus (Japanese flounder) is the source of this 4546-nucleotide messenger RNA. The record is from RefSeq and is a predicted model, not a curated record. Lineage: Eukaryota; Metazoa; Chordata; Actinopteri; Pleuronectiformes; Paralichthyidae.